Messenger RNA from Dioscorea cayenensis subsp. rotundata (Guinea yam), 4206 nucleotides. Its product is annotated as putative disease resistance protein RGA3. The coding region runs from base 156 to 3278 and encodes 1040 amino acids. Gene Ontology annotation, biological process: defense response to other organism. The record is from RefSeq and is a predicted model, not a curated record. The transcript is spliced from 7 exons. NCBI's taxonomy places the organism in Eukaryota, Viridiplantae, Streptophyta, Magnoliopsida, Dioscoreales, Dioscoreaceae. Gene Ontology annotation, molecular function: ADP binding.
GGUGUGCAAGUGGUAGUAUUAUAAUCAUGGCUGGAUCUCCUUUACAUAUAUAACCAUAUAUGUUGGGUUUCAGUGACAAUUGGUUCAUUAUCUUCUGAGUAAUUAACUUGUGAGUGAUCAUCGGAGAGCUGUUCUUUCGCAAGAAGAAGAAGAUCAUGGCCAUGAUAGUGGAUGCAUUUGCUGGGAAGUUGGUGGAGAGGCUCACAAAUGUCAUUGAAGAGAAGGCCAUCAUGGUGUUAGGCGUCAAGGAUGACCUCCAAACACUCCGGCGGAGGAUGGAGAGGAUUGCACGUGUGCUCAAGGAUGCCGAAAAGAGGAGGAUCCAAGAAGAGACUAUCAAAGGAUGGGUCGAUGAGCUGAAAGAUUUGAUGUAUGAUGCUGAUGACAUCAUUGAUCUUUGCAUGAUACAGGGUACUGGGCUUUUGCAAGAUGUUGAUCAUCAUUCUCAGCUGGCUGAGUCAAGUGCUACUGCCUCAACAAGGGUACGCUGUAACUUUCCCCUGUUCUCUUGUGUGCGUAGUGUACCAUUUCGCUAUGAGAUUGCUGAUAAAAUUAAAACUCUGAAUGAUACAUUAAAUGAGAUAUCUGAGGACAAGAAUAAGUUUAAUUUCAGUACUUCUUCUAUAUCAAAUGAUGCUUAUGUCACGAAUGAAGCUCCUUAUCUCGAGAGUUCCUUCUUACCGGAAUCUGACAUUGUGGGUUGGGAUAUUAUAGAUGCCACUAAGAGUCUUGUUGAUUUAUUGGUCUAUCAACAUGAACAGAAAUGCCGCCUUUUUGCCAUUGUUGGCAUGGGUGGCAUAGGCAAAACCACACACGCACAAUUGAUAUAUAAUGACUCCAAGAUAAAUGAUGAUUUUGUGUUGCAAUCAUGGAUUUGCGUUUCAAAAUUCUACACAUCAAGGGCCAACUUGCUGAAGGAACUCAUAAGAAAUGUUGGAGGUACUUGUGGAGAGUCAACAACAAUUGCAGAAUUACAAAAAAUUCUUUGUGAUGUCUUGCAUAGGAAGAGCUUAUUUUUGGUUUUGGAUGAUGUUUGGGAUGCAGAUGUAUGGAUUAAUUUAAUGAAAAAUCCGAUAGAAAGAGCAACAACAAAAUGCAGAGUCUUGGUCACCACUAGAGAUAGAAAUAUUGCUAUAAAAAUGGGGGCAAUUCAUAUCCACAAUGUCAACAAACUGCCUUUGAAUUUUGGUUGGGAAUUGCUAUCCAAGAAGGUUUUUACAAAUAAUAAUGAGAGAGAUAUUCUCCGAAUGAAGGACAUUGGGAUGCAGAUUGUCGAGAAAUGUGAUGGUCUUCCUGUUGCACUAAAGGCCAUUGCAGGUGUUCUCAUAACAAAAGAUCAAAAUAAAAGAGCAUGGGAGGAUGUACUUAACAGCAAUGCUUGGACUAUUACAGGACUUCCAGAAGAGAUCCGAGGAGCAUUGUACUUGAGUUAUGAAUCCUUACCAUCGGCUCUUAAACAUUGUUUCCUAUAUUGCUCUUUGUACCCUCUUGAUCAAGAACUUUAUUAUGAUGAUCUUGUUUGCCAAUGGAUUGCAGAAGGUUAUAUACAAGCAAGCGACAAUGCAUCAUUGGAGGAUGUUGCAAAAGGAUAUUACAAGGAAUUAAUUUGUAGGAGUUUUUUACAACCCGAUCCAACGCAUGCAACUAUAUAUAAAUGCACAAUGCAUGAUUUGCUGCGUGCUUUAGCUCAGUUUUUUGCAGGUGAUGAAAGUUUUUCAGGAAAUCCACAAGAAGCACAACACACCAUAUCAAUGCAAAAACUACGUCAUCUAACAAUUACAAGUAAUAGAGAAAGUGUGAGCAUUCCACAUCUUGACCGCCUUAGAACCUUGCAGUUAAGGGAACCUCCAAGUUUGAACACAUGUGUCGUUUUAAAACUAAAACAUUUGCGUGUUUUAGUUCUUAACGGAGACAAGAUUGAGAAUAUGCCUGACAGUAUUGGGGAUUUAGUGCACUUGAGGCUUUUGAAUUUGGAGCAUACAUGCAUUGAUAACCUACCAGAUUCUCUGGGAAAUCUCAUUAACUUGCAAUUCUUGUUGCUUGGUAAUUGUAUGUCUUUGCAUAUCCUUCCAAAUAGCAUAACUAAGCUAUACAAUUUGAGGUGGCUCCGGCUUUAUCACUCUCCUUUGAAUUAUGUGCCAAAGGGAAUAGGCAAGUUGGAACACCUUCAUCAUGUGCAAGGAUUGAUCAUCGGAGAUAGUGGUGAUAAUGGAGAAAAGGGAUGCAACUUAGAAGACCUACAGAUGCUUGAAAAACUUAGUUACCUUUCUGUAAGAAACUUGGAGAAAUCAAGCAGCAAAAGUUCUUCCGUAUUGUCAAGCAAGACUCACCUCAGAAAACUAAGGCUUCGUUGCACACCUAACACUAAUGGGCAUAUUCAACAGCAAGAGAUUGACAAGAUUGUGCAAGUCUUUGAUGACCUAUGCCCCCCACCAUGCCUUGAAGAUCUUUCGAUUCGAGACUUUUUGGGUGGUCGAUAUCCAAAGUGGAUGUCAUCCACUUCCAUUAACACUGCUCUUCAAGAAUUGAUUUAUUUGCAAUUAAUUAAUUGCUCGAAUUGGCCUCGGCUUCCACAACUUGGCCAACUGCCCCAGCUCAAGUAUCUGAAGAUAGAAGGAGCAACUGCAGUUGUAUCAAUUGGCCCUGAAUUUCUUGGUAAUCAUAAUGGAGAACCUACAGAAAGUUCCUUCCCUAAGCUUGAAUAUCUAUUAUUCCACAACUUGAUUAAUUGGGUGGAAUGGUCACUGACCAGUGGAGAAAAAGACAAUGAGCCUGAACCUAGCAAACCAUUAAUGUUCUUCCCCCAUCUCAAAAGCAUUUCCAUUUCUGACUGCCCCAUGCUGAAAGCUCUUCCAAGAGGCUUGAAUCUAGCUAACAUCCAAGAAUUGCAGAUUAUUGGAGCUCACAAUCUUUCAAGAAUCUCCCACUUCUCUUCCUUAAAGGAACUGGAAGUUGAUGAUUGCCCAAUGCUGGUGUGUGUGGAGAAGCUUGAGUCUCUGCAGAGCUUGAAAGUGAUUGAUCGUCCAAAAAACAACACCAGUCUCCCUCAAUGGCUCAUCUCUUUCUUCCAACAACGUGAAGAAAAGCCUCAUAACGAUCAGUUCAUCUUGCAUUUGGAGUGCAGUGCCCAAGUAUUGCAUGACUGUUUGCAAGGUCAGAGGUACUGGUCAUUUCUCGAGCAAGUACCACGCUUCACUGCAUAUGCAAAGCGCCAACACAUGUAUUUGAAGUACACCAAAGAACCAUAUUACUAUGAAACCAACAUCAUUGAUCACUGAUGUGGAUUAGGAGGAUGAAAUCCUUUUUUUUUUAAUUAAUUAGGUCACCACCGAACAAUGACAUGUUGACAUCCUUUUCUGACAAAUUAAUAUGCGACUUGAUCAUGACUCAAGUGUAUAAUAAAUUGAUGGUUUCCAACAUAAUUGAAAUAACAGACAAGAGUCACACAGAGGUCUGACAUGCUUUGGGGGCUUUCUUUCCUUCUUCAUGCUUUCCUUAAUAUUCAGUCACUACUCUGAGAAGCUCUCUAGAGGGGGAGUAUUCUUGUUUCUUUAGUAUGUUGUUGGAUUUAAUUAUAAGAUGUGCAACUAUGCAUACAUGCAAGGAAUGGUGCAAUUAAUCAAACAAUCCCUCAGCUAUAAUUCAAUCUGAUGAAGAGGAUUCUUAGGUGAAUGUAAUGUCUGAUUGGCGGCUUAAUUAUGCAGGUUAAAUGGUGGAUAAACAUAUUUUUAUGGCAAAUAUGUGACCUUAUAUAUUAUGACUCAACUACAUGAGAGGCAGUUUGAGAGUACAUCUUCUGAGUCAGUUAUAUACAUGCAGAUAUUUUAAGCGUUGGAUGUCCAUUAGAACUUCAAAAAUACUAUGGAGCAUGGCUUGUGUGUGCUAUUGUGAGGAAGCUCUCUGGAGAGGAAGCAUACAUUGUUUCUUUAUAUUUUAAGCGUUGGAUGUCCAUUAGAACUUCAAAAAUACUAUGGAGCAUGGCUUGUGUGUGCUAUUGUGAGGAAGCUCUCUGGAGAGGAAGCAUACAAUGUUUCUUUAGUACUGUCGGAUAAACAGCCACCAGGAGUGGGAACAGAACCAACAGCCCUUGGCUACAAUUCAAUAAGAUGAAGAGGACUAAUUAUGAUAAUUUUAUAUCUACUUAGCUUGGUGCCUUAAUUAUGCAGAUGAGGACCAGGAUGAAGUUAGCUUCAAGCAGUUGAAUGA